UAGGUGUUCGUUUCUCUGGAUGACUCUCUAGUGGCACAUAGCGCUGCCGCUGCUCCCUCACUUCAGCAGAGGCUUCCAGAGCCCAAACUUCGAGCUUGACAAAUUCCCGAACAUCUCGCCUGCACGCACGCCAGAUCAGCCAUGGCCGCCAAGAGAGUGCUCCUGCUCUGCGGAGACUACAUGGAGGAUUACGAGGCCAUGGUCCCGUUCCAGGCGCUGCAGGCGUACGGCGUGUCCGUGGACGCCGCCUGCCCCGGCAAGAAGGCCGGCGACGCCUGCCGCACCGCCGUGCACCAGCCCACCGGUCACCAGACAUAUGCAGAGUCAAAAGGCCAUAACUUCACACUCAAUGCUUCAUUCGAUGAGGUCGACCCCGCUGAGUAUGAUGGACUGGUAAUCCCUGGAGGCCGCGCACCAGAAUACCUGGCAAUGGAUGAGAAAGUGCUCGACCUGGUUAGAAAGUUCUCUGAUAGCAAGAAGCCUAUUGCAUCAGUUUGCCAUGGACAGUUGAUUCUGGCAGCAGCAGGAGUGGUCCGGAACCGUACAUGCACUGCGUACCCUGCCGUUAAACCAGUUUUGCUUGCUGCUGGGGCCAAGUGGGUAGAAGCUGAUACUAUGGUAAAAUGUGUUGCUGACGGUAAUCUUGUCACGGCAGCAGCUUAUGAUGGUCACCCUGAAUUCAUCAGCCUGUUUGUAAAAGCACUUGGAGGCUCUGUGACAGGCUCAAACAAAAGAAUACUCUUCCUUUGCGGGGACUACAUGGAGGAUUACGAGGUGAUGGUCCCGUUCCAGUCUCUCCAAGCCCUGGGCUGCCACGUCGACGCGGUUUGCCCUGACAAGGCUGCCGGGGACAAGUGCCCGACCGCCAUCCACGACUUCGAAGGUGACCAGACCUACAGCGAGAAGCCUGGCCAUGAUUUCGCUUUGAACGCGUCGUUUGGCGGCCUGGAUGCUUCGAGCUACGACGCGCUCGUGAUCCCUGGUGGACGUGCCCCCGAGUACCUCGCGCUGGAUGAUAGAGUGCUUAGCCUAGCCAAGGGGUUCAUGGAUAGUGGAAAGCCUGUGGCGUCGAUCUGCCAUGGCCAGCAGAUACUCUCUGCUGCUGGGGUUCUUCAGGGCAGGAAGUGCACCGCAUACCCGGCUGUGAAGCUUAACGUGGUGCUCGCCGGGGCGACCUGGUUGGAGCCUGACCCCAUCCACCGGUGCUUCACCGACGGCAACCUCGUGACCGGCGCGGCCUGGCCCGCACACCCGGAGUUCGUCUCCCAGCUCAUGGCUCUCCUCGGCAUCAAUGUCUCCUUUGCAUGAGAGCUUCCGGUCCGCGAGAUAAUGUUUAGCCCCGGAGUCCAGGCUUUUUCGGAUUAUACCCAUAUAUACACCCAGGUAGAAGAUGUACUGAUGUCGUCCACCGUGCCAGUGAUGUAACCGCGCCGCACUUUUCACCCUUGUCCUUGAGUUUUUGAGACAGCCUGUUGCUCACUCUGUACCUAUGCUGCCGCACCGUCUUCUGGCGUUGUUUGUGGUUGAAAUAAUAAAGAUAGACUGUUAUUAAUA
Molecule: messenger RNA, 1554 nt
Organism: Lolium rigidum
Lineage: Eukaryota; Viridiplantae; Streptophyta; Magnoliopsida; Poales; Poaceae
Product: protein DJ-1 homolog D
Exons: 5
Coding region: 142-1308 (388 amino acids)
Source: RefSeq, a predicted model, not a curated record